AUGAACCCUCCCAGCCACCGCCAAGAGGCGAACGAACAUGCCGUCAGCUGGCAGAGUGCGGCCGGAGCUCUCGUAGCUUUAGCUGUUAACGUGUGCCUCCAAGACUCUGGAGAUGUGCUGAGCUUCCCCAAGGAGCUGGCCGUGUUUGCCCACUCAUCACCCGUCAUCUGCCUGGUCGACAGUCUGGUCAUCGUGUUGCAAGUCUUGAUACAGAGCAUCAGCAAAGGUGGCCUCGCACAGUCUGUCAGGGACGUCGCAGCGCAUCGCCAUCAGCUCAGUGACGAGGCCAUGUCACUUAAUGGACUCGUCAAAUUAUGCAUGCUUUUGGCCCUGUGCAUCACCCAGACCACAAAACUCUUCGCACUGAAGGGUGUGCCAUGGACGCAGCUCUUGGGCGCGUGUUACCUCCUCUGCUACGUCGUCAAUGCCAUCCUCAAUACGCUUGGCCCGCAUCGACCCCAGAACGAAGCAUUGCGCGCUCGACUGCUGAGAUGGAGCCCGAGCGAGAAUUGGAUGGCCGCAUUCACCGCCGCUUCAUGCCUCGCCCAACUCGUCAUCGGAGCAUCGGCUACAAGCACCGUGAUGCCCAGCUUCGAAGACGCGAAGCUGUGGUAUCUACUCAUGCCCCUGCACUGGCCCAUGUACUUGUGUUUGCUCUUCUCAUACCUCGUGUGCUCGGUAAUUUUGAUCUUCGCCGUGUUAACGGCGCAGCUGCUCCUAGUCGUCGGACCGAUCCUGCUCUGGUGCAUAGCUCUGCUACUCGGUACCCUGCUGAGCCGAUGGCUCGUCCCCGAUGCCCGGGUAAGCUCAACGCUGUCGGGUGUGAUGGCGCCGCGCAGGCGGCAAUCAGUGGCGAGAGGCGCGAGAGGCAUCAUCGUUGCCUUCGUCAUGGUCCCCAGCGUCGUGUCCAGCAGCCUCCUGUGGCAGUACGUUGACAUUGGCAAGCACCUCCCAAAAGACCGCAACGAAAGGCUAGGAGAGUGGAUCAAGACCAUUGCGGCGGCAUCUCCGCCCUACAUCAGCCUACUUGUGAUGGCUACUGUCAUUGGGCUGCUUUCAUGGCUGCUUGUUCGUGUCAUACUAAAAGCUCUACGUCAAUUGGCCUUGGUGGACAUCAAAGACAACGAGAGCGAGCAUGUCUGGCUGGGCUGGCUGCUCUUGAUCACCAAUAUUGGCUUUGCCUUGCUGUUUUAUACAAGGAUAUAUCGUCUCGAGGGAACUUACAAGCCGCCCUGGGCAGAGAAUCUUGGCUAG
Anthostomella pinea is the source of this 1254-nucleotide messenger RNA. NCBI's taxonomy places the organism in Eukaryota, Fungi, Ascomycota, Sordariomycetes, Xylariales, Xylariaceae. The record is from the annotation of a GenBank genome assembly.